This is a messenger RNA of Rhopalosiphum padi (bird cherry-oat aphid), 1553 nucleotides long. RefSeq names its product homocysteine-responsive endoplasmic reticulum-resident ubiquitin-like domain member 2 protein (gene Herp). The coding region runs from base 168 to 1292 and encodes 374 amino acids. NCBI's taxonomy places the organism in Eukaryota, Metazoa, Arthropoda, Insecta, Hemiptera, Aphididae. The transcript is spliced from 7 exons. The record is from RefSeq and is a predicted model, not a curated record. Gene Ontology annotation, molecular function: protein binding. Gene Ontology annotation, biological process: endoplasmic reticulum unfolded protein response.
AAUGUUGAUUGUGAAAGGAAUAGAAAAUUGUAUAUUAUAGGUAGGUACUCAAAAUAUUCCUGUUAAGGCAAUAUUACAAAUUAAUAAUUGCGUUGUUUCCAAAAAAAUUAUCGAUUUUCGUAUUUUAACCCCUUAGGUUAGGAGUUGUACAUCAGUAGCACAAAAAUAUGGACAUUGGUCUCACGGAUCCUUGGAUCACACUAACCAUCAAAGCACCAAAUCAACAAAUCAACGAUCACACAAUAAAAUGUAAACUGGAUUGGUCAGUAGCUAAGCUUAAAGGAUAUAUUCAUGAAACUUAUCCAAACAAACCAAAAACAGAGGAUCAAAGAUUAAUUUAUUCUGGCCAACUCUUAACUGACAGUGUUAUUCUGAAAGAUAUUUUGAGACCAUAUGAUGAAGAUGGACAACUCAAUCGUACUGUUCAUUUAGUAUGUUCAUCUUCGUCUUGUUGUAUCCCAUAUAAAGAAAAACUUAAAAGUGAUGAAAUUGUAAAUGAAAAUCGUGAUAAAUGUCCAAAAUUAAAUGAAGUUAACUAUGGUGCUAGUACAUCUGGAAUUAAUACCUCUGCUGACACUAAUCGAGAAGCUCAUCAAGAAGCUGAUACUAAGAAGAAUACUUCUUCUGACAAUAAACAAGAAACCAAAUCUACACAAAACCAAAUCAAAUCUAAUGAUAAUAUUAACCGUAUUCCAUUAACACCUGAACAAAUAGCUCUUGAGCAAUUAUUGUGGGUGAAUAAAAUGUAUGCUGUUCAAAUGGCAGAAUAUUGGCAAUCAGUUGCAUCAAGUUUAGGAGCUCCUAUAAAAUUGAAUACUCCAAUCGUUGAAAAUGAAUCUCCUCCAGAUUUACCAAAUAAUAAUAAUAACAACAACCAGCCAGCAGACCAGAAUAAUGUACCUGCUAAUAAUGCAAAUAUAAACGCCCAAGAAGCUGGACCCAAUCAAGAUUGGUUAGAUUGGUUAUAUGUAUCCAGUAGAGUAUUUAUUUUCAUUAGCGUUCUCUAUUUCUAUUCAUCACCUGGACGUUUUAUUGUUGUUGCUGGCUUUGCCCUUCUUUUAUAUUUAUACCAAAGUGGAAUUUUAAGACACAUUAAUGAGCAUAAUAGAAGAAGGUUUCAACCUGAACGACCCGAACAGCAUGUUGAUGACAACAGAAAUUUGCCACAAGAGCAAAAUGGAAAUACUGAGGAAACAGCAGUAAGACAAAAUGAACGUUUAGUAACUGUGAUAUGGACAUUAGUCAGUACAUUUUUUACUUCUCUUAUACCACAACAACCGGAUAUAAUAUAAAUUUUAGAUAAACCAUAUGUAUAAAUUAACAUAUUAAAUAAAUAUGUAUAUUUACUAUUCUAUUUAUAAUAAUGAUAUAAUCAUAUUCUUUAUUCUGUUGUAUUGUUCUAGUUCUAUAUUGUUGUUUUAUUUUAAUUUAUAACUAAUUAAGUUAAGCUUUAUUGUAAUUGGGGUAUUUAAAUAAUAAUACUAUAUUACUAUGUAAUAUAUAUAUAGUGACCACAUUAUGUAUUUGUAUAAAUAAAAAAUAAGAAGCACUUA